AUGGCUGGUCCCGGCGGUGGUCCUCCUAGGCGCAGUCACACCAAGUCCCGAAAGGGAUGCGAGACAUGCAAGCGCCGCCACAUUCGUUGUGAUGAAAGCUUUCCCCAGUGCCGCAAUUGCACCAAGCACAAGAUCCGUUGUCCAUACAAUGACAUUCCUGUCGCUGAGGACCGGUCUACUUCUCCUGACAAGCCGGAUCUCAUGUGGACGCCCGAGAUCGAGGCUGUCAUUGAACAGUGGCAGCGCACUGGUCUCUUCCCGUUCCCGAACCUUAACAUUUACCCGACUCCGGCGCCUCAGUAUCUCAGCACAGACGAGUUGCGCCUGAUCCACCACGUUGCCUCGAUCAGCAAUCAGAUGAUGGAAAUUGAUGCCAACGGCUUCACUUUGUGGACUCGGCAGAUCCCGACGUUUUCUAGAAUCAUCAAGAUUGGUGCUACCCAUAACUAUGUCUUGCAUUCGCUGUUGGCUUUCUCUGCCAUGCACAUUGCAUACUUGACCGAUUGUCCAUUGGUCGGAAACAUGGCUUAUGAGCAUCGGGGUAUUGCCUUGAAGGGUCUCCAGGAAGCCAUUGGGACCUUCUCGAAGGACACUUCUGACGCCAUCCUUGCCGCAUCUCUUGUUCUGUCGUGGCAAGCCACAGAUUGGCGAAGCUGGACCCAGCUCAUGCAGGGAACCUCAUCGGUCAUUGAGGCUAUGGACCCCUGGAAGCACGAGUCUCAGUUCGGUGAUUUCAUUGCCGAAAGCAGCACGUUUCCAACCGCUCCCCCGUCUCCUGCCCCUGAUCACAAGCCCAGCCAGCCGCGCAAGGAAGACCUUGACGCCUUUCAGAGGACUCUGCAGCAGCUCCAGAAGGUUGAGUCUCACCUCAAGCACAACAGGGAGGACACCAAGUCCGUUGCCCAGCUCAUCAGCUUCCUGAAGGGUGCUCGCAAGGUUAGCCCUACCUUGUCGGUAGCCCAACAGUUUGAGCGUUUGAGACCCCUGCGCACGUGGCUGUUCUGGCUCCCCGUCAUGUACCUGCAACAGACCCAUGGUUCGCCCAGUGCCUUGGUCAUCAUUGCUCAUUACUACACAGUUGCUCUGGUCAUGGAGCGCCUCUUCCCUGAGAUCGGCGCCGCUUACUUUGGAAGUUUGACAAUUGGCCCGGUUGAGGAGAUUGCGCGUCGCCUGCAUUCCAUGAACAUUUCUGGCCAACUCGAGGGUGAUUUGGCAACCCCUCUUGCAUUGAUGAACUUCCCUAUUGACACAGUCUCCGAAUUCCGGUCUCGCAUGGGGUGGAAUCAACCGAUCCGUACCCCGUCUUUCCCAGUGUUCGAGAACUUCUACGCAAACGAAGGUUCACCAAUGCCCUUGUCCGCGGCGUCGUCGUCCGAGUACCUGCCAUACGGAGAGAGGCCGGCUUUCAGCUACAGUACCGAGGAGUUGUCCGUCAUCCCGGAAUCGCUCCCGAUCGCGGCACCUUUUGGCCAACCACAAUACCUGAGCAUCCCGAGCCCGUCCUAUGCAGCAUACAGUCCCACCACGAGCACCUUCGGUGACUAUAACGACGCGGCUUCCAUCACCUACAGCGAUCCGGACGAAUACCCCUCGUAUGACAUGGGCUUCUCCGCUACUACACCCACGAUGGGCGGUCACAGCCCUUAUGGUGUCGGGUUCGUCCAUCCAAUCCAAUCCGUGUGGACGGUCUAG
Neurospora tetraspora is the source of this 1692-nucleotide messenger RNA. RefSeq lists its product as uncharacterized. Gene Ontology annotation, molecular function: DNA-binding transcription factor activity, RNA polymerase II-specific; zinc ion binding. Gene Ontology annotation, biological process: regulation of transcription by RNA polymerase II. The record is from RefSeq and is a predicted model, not a curated record. Lineage: Eukaryota; Fungi; Ascomycota; Sordariomycetes; Sordariales; Sordariaceae. The coding region runs from base 1 to 1692 and encodes 563 amino acids. The transcript is spliced from 6 exons.